Messenger RNA from Bursaphelenchus okinawaensis, 1016 nucleotides. The record is from the annotation of a GenBank genome assembly. Lineage: Eukaryota; Metazoa; Nematoda; Chromadorea; Rhabditida; Aphelenchoididae.
AUGCGUUGUACCAUUAACAACGACGGAUCGUGGAAGACAGAAGUAGUCGCUUGUCUCUCUCCUUCUGGCUCCAGAAUCCCUUUGAACGGUAAGAUCAUUGAAGACAACAGCGAGUGGAGCUGUGCCAACAACGAUCAAGGCAAAGUGGCACUUAGCCAAGGCCCCAACCCCUACGCUACAUGUGGUAAUCAUGCUGUUGGUACGUUUUGAAAUAAUUAGUGCUUAGAUAUAUAAACUAUUACUCCUGAAUUUUUUAAAAACUACUUUGAUUGUAAGUUAUGUGUAAGUGAAAAUGUAGUAAAACAAAAAUUACAGGCAGUAGAUGGCAAGAAAAGUCGUUCGAACUAGAAUGUCGUCCAGGCGGGGUCCGCGAACUGAAGGCCUGUGUAACCGAAGAUGGUCAACGUAUUCCAGUGAAUGGUACCAAACAAGUCGGUGGCUUCACUUUGGUUUGCCAACAGUACCAGAAUGGUACCGUCGUGUUCCAUGGCUCCAAGUCAGUGAAAGCUCCACAAAACUUUAGCCAAGACCACGCUGUAAAGUGUAUCGACGAACAGAGUGGACAACGUGACAUUGGAGAACAUUGGAUCGAGAAUCACAGAUUCAACAAGACGUGCAAAGAGAAUGGAGCUGUCGAGGUAGUCAACUGCAUCUCCAAGGAUGGAUACAGUAUCCCCUUGAAUGGACAGAUCAUCAGGAACAGGACCAAGUACAGGUAAGUUCGUCUAGUUUAUAAGUUUUAAUUCAAAAAAGGCAUCUCUGCUUGGUUACAACUAAUACUAGAUGUUUCUUAAACAAGCUUAUUUCUAUAAAAUUGAAAUUUAACCUUUUAACCACAAAUUUUAAUUCCUUAAAAGUCACGUAAUACCUUAAGAAACAACAAACUUAUCGUAAUCUUCUUUCAAAGUCAAAGAACAAAACAUAUUGGGGCAACCUAGUGUUAAGGUUUGUUUAUUUUCAGUUGUGAAAUGACAAGUCAAGGUACAAUCAGAUACGCGGCCGGUCCAGUCGAGUAA